Colletotrichum navitas is the source of this 1881-nucleotide messenger RNA. Its product is annotated as ubiquitin interaction domain-containing protein. Gene Ontology annotation, cellular component: nucleus. Lineage: Eukaryota; Fungi; Ascomycota; Sordariomycetes; Glomerellales; Glomerellaceae. Gene Ontology annotation, molecular function: 3'-tyrosyl-DNA phosphodiesterase activity; double-stranded DNA binding; single-stranded DNA binding. The coding region runs from base 1 to 1881 and encodes 626 amino acids. Gene Ontology annotation, biological process: DNA repair. The record is from RefSeq and is a predicted model, not a curated record. The transcript has 10 exons.
AUGGCUUCAAACCGCGAGCGGGCGCGUUCUUCAUCGCCAGGUCCCGAUGAUGAUCCCGAUCUUGCCUUGGCCAUUGCGCUUUCCUUGCAGGAAGAAGAAAACCUGAAGAUCGGGGGUACGACAACGACCUCUUCUACCGAGAGACCUUCAGAACAUAUCCCAAAGCCAGCCCCCGCUACCAACUUUGGAUCCUUGGUGCUCGAUAGAAAGAGGAUGGAGGAAGAGCGGCUUGCAAGACUCAAGAAACGUUCAGCAACUCAAGCUCAGCUUGAUGAUCAGCAUCAAAGACCAAAGAUACAGCGAGCUGAAGCACCCAAAGGGCACCGGCCCUCCAGCGCCACCUUCGGUUCAUUAGAAGCAGCAACUGCAGCAAGACACGUGCCUCAACUACCAUUCCCAAAAGGCGCGUUCAAGCGGACUUGGGCUCUUGGAUAUCCUAGGAUCGGCGAGGACAUCAAGAUCGAGGAGAUUCUUCAGAAGGACAAGCUACAGCUGGCUGUACUCUUAUCUUUCCAGUGGGACGAGGAGUGGCUCCUUUCCAAGGUCAACGUCAGACAGACUAGGCUGCUGCUCGUUGCUUAUGCAAACAACGAGGCUGAGAAAGCUGCCAUCCGCGCAAACGCCCCAACUGGCCUUGUCCGAUUUUGCUUUCCGCCAAUGUACGGCGGAUACAUGCAUUCGAAGCUGCAGAUUCUGAAGUAUGAAGGUUAUCUCCGCAUUGUGAUUCCUUCCGGUAAUCUGGUUCCAUAUGAUUGGGGCGAGACUGGAGUACUAGAAAACAUGGUUUUCCUGAUCGACUUGCCCAAGCUCGAAAGCACUCAGCAGGCUGCGCCUCCGGCCGAGACGCUGUUUGGAACCGAGCUCCGGCGAUUCCUACGAGCUCUUGGACUGGACGAAAAGCUGGUCAAGAGUCUCGACAACUACGACUUUACCGAGACAAGCCGCUACGGCUUCGUUCAUUCUAUUGCAGGCAGCCAUGCCAAUGACUCUUGGCAGCACACAGGCCAGUCAACCCGCGGCUACUGUGGGCUAGGAAGUACCGUCCGAAGCUUGGGUCUAGCAACUGAGGAUGCCGUGGAUAUUGACUACGUGGCAUCUUCACUGGGUUCGUUGAACCAUGCCUAUUUAAAAGCGAUUUACUAUGCAUGCCAAGGGGAUUCGGGUAUCAAGGAAUACGAUGCCAGGCAAUUUAAACCGGCCAGAAACAAGGCCGCAAAAGCAGGCCUGGGCGGUUCUAGACUGGUCUGCAAUGAGCCGCUCCAAUUGCAGCGCCAUGUCCGUAUUUACUUCCCGACCGAGCGUACCGUUUCCAGUAGCCGGGGCGGUAGAUCUUCUGCCGGCACCAUCUCCUUCCAAGAGAAGUGGUGGAAAUCGUCCACUUUCCCACGAGAAUUACUCCGAGAUUGCCAGAGUGUUAGAAGCGGUUUGCUUCUACACACCAAAGCCAUCUUUGUCCGGGCGCGCGACGGCGCAGCCUGGGCAUAUAUGGGUAGUGCAAAUCUAUCUGAGAGCGCAUGGGGUCGGUUAGUGAAGGAACGGGAGUCAGGAGCGCCCAAGCUCACAUGUCGUAACUGGGAGUGCGGCGUCUUAGUCGCUGUGGAUGGUAACCUGCCGGGCUCCGCGGACACCGGGACACGGCCGGGAGCCGACCAAGAUGCACAGGGGCAGGCGCCGAUGUCGAAAGGUGAAGGGGGUCCGGCUGUGACAGUGACAGACAGCCAGGAGAAACGGCGACAACAACAACUCGACCAGGACGAAUCACGGUGCCUUGAGGGUGUGUUUGGAACAACGAUGCCCAUCCCGAUGAAGGUACCGGCAGAGCGCUACACGUCAGAUGAAUCGGCAGCCAGCCGGCCAUGGUUCUUCAUGAAGGCCGACUGA